Messenger RNA from Thunnus maccoyii (southern bluefin tuna), 3645 nucleotides. Its product is annotated as rhodopsin. The transcript has a single exon. Lineage: Eukaryota; Metazoa; Chordata; Actinopteri; Scombriformes; Scombridae. Gene Ontology annotation, cellular component: photoreceptor outer segment; membrane. The coding region runs from base 2101 to 3165 and encodes 354 amino acids. Gene Ontology annotation, molecular function: G protein-coupled receptor activity. Gene Ontology annotation, biological process: G protein-coupled receptor signaling pathway; phototransduction; visual perception. The record is from RefSeq and is a predicted model, not a curated record.
UAUAUUGACGGGACUAGCUUUGUAGAGUCCAUAUCUAUCUAUCUAUCUAUCUAUCUAUCUAUCUGAGAGUUAAAGGUGGUGUCUUCAAAUUCCUUGUUUUUUCAGACCAAGAGUCCAAAACCCAACAAUAUUUGUAUAACUAUCCUAUAUGACUUGAAAAGUGACUGAAUGAUUAAUUAGUUGUCAAAAUAGUUGAUAGCUGAUUAAUUCUGUCCUGAUUGACUAAUUGACUAAUCAUUGCACCUCUAAUAAAAAGUCUUUAAUUCAUAAAGGUUUUCACAAAUAGCCUAAUAGUGUCAAGAUUGACCUGCAAAAAGUGUGGGAAAACACCACAAAAGACAACGCAGGAAAGCAGAACAUUACUGUUACACUAAAUAUCACACUUAGCCUUGUUCACUUGUUUACAAUAGUAAAAAUGUAGAAAUAAAACACCAAACACAUAGCAAUGAGUGUUUCACACUUAGCAACUCUUGACCCCUCCAACAUGGAGGAAUAAUUCCAGAACAGUCCACGAAGAGCCUCUAUUAUCUCUGCUUUACUCCAGUGAGUGUCUAGAUCAUAAUAAGGUGUUAAUUAAGCAAAUUUAUAAUGUGUGUAAGCAUACAUGUUAAUUACUGAUUUAAUUAUUAAUGAAAAAUACUGACACCAUGGGUUCAAAGAGGCCUAGUUGCUUACAUAGAAAUACUUUAUGUAGUAAUUUGUGGUUUGUCAUAGUUAAUAGUUUGUUUAUUCUGAAAGUGCUACACAUUCAUGAGCAAUAUUAUGAAUUUAAAAAAAAAAGAAAAUGAAAGAAAUAUCAAGGUAUCACAUCUGAACAAGGCAACAUCCUACUGAGUGAGAGUGACCCUCUGCGACAUUAAAUCCAUUACAGGCGUGUGAGAGUAACACAUCCAUAAGCCCCAAAUCUCUUUAAUACAACACCCAUUAGGAAAGUGCUGAGCUCUUUACCAACAGCUAAGAUGGUCCGCUACUCAGCAACACUACUGCCUCUGCUCUACAUCCAAUAUAUUACAGACAAUCAACUACUUACCACACAUUAAUACAAGAGACCAGGAUAUAUUUUUAGAAAUAUUUAAGGCCUGUUAUCUGUUGUUGCUAUCUUGGCUCGGACGCUCUUGCACAAGCAAUUUAUAAUCUCAGUGAGGCACUCCAUGCAGUUCAACAUCUUUUGGAAAUAAUCAUGUUAGGAUUAUGUUGUAGAUCAUGUUACCCCAUGUGUCCAUGAGUCAUCAUUUAGUAUCAGAACUGAACAGCCUCUGAUGAAAUAAAGAAAUCUUGACAGCGAUUUGACUGUCUUCAGAAAGGCCUGCCAUAUAUUUAUUUGUCAUAAGGGUAAGUUAUAGUUCACUAUAUGAGUUAUUUUGGCUGCUUAAUCGGAUUUCAUACUGCAGAUAUUUAGCAAAAUGUUCGUUCUUAGAAUUGGACUUGACAACUUAUUUUUGGGAUGAAUUCAUAGUCAUUCAGUGUUAGAUAUAGGGCUUGGGGUUACAAGUCAUGGAAUAAAUUAAUUCUACUCUUUGCCUGCUAAGCUCUAUUCAGGUUGAAGGGGGUUUGGGAAACCUUGGAUAGGUCACCAGUCCAUCACACAGCUAAUACACAUUGACACUAAUGCUUAAAUUCAUAUAUACAUGAGUGUCAUAUGUGGCUACAAAUCAGUGGCUUCAACUCCCUAGACCUGCAGGUAUUUGCUUUAUUACCUUCCAAUUCCAAAGAAAAAGGUGCCUAGUAUAGUAUCUAUCAAAUUUAGUGGACAAGAAAAGGUGAAUUAUUUCAUGUAGAUUGCAGAAACAGUUUUACCAUGUUGUAUUUAUAAUUUAAAAUGAACAGUCAUCAGACAGCUCCGUAAGUGGAAUGAGCAGGUGUAACCUUAAUAUCUUGAUGAGUGGUCAGUUAUGUUUGCAGUGAUGGCUGGAUUAGAUAUUAACUGUGGCCUAAAUCACUUUGUGCUGACGGAUUUGGAAAGUGAUAAUCCAAGGUGUGCCUUUAAAAGCCAGACCGUGACCACUUGGGUCCAUUUGUAGCAAGGUCCCUCUCCAUCACUCUCCUGAACAGCCAGAAGAAACACCACCGAAGGGCUGAUCGCAACCGCAAGCCGCAACCAUGAACGGCACAGAGGGACCCUAUUUCUAUGUCCCUAUGGUUAACACCACCGGCAUUGUCCGGAGUCCUUAUGAUUAUCCUCAGUACUACCUUGUCAACCCAGCAGCUUAUGCUGCCCUGGGUGCCUACAUGUUUUUACUCAUCCUUCUUGGCUUUCCCAUCAACUUCCUCACUCUGUACGUCACCAUCGAACACAAGAAGCUGCGAACCCCUCUAAACUACAUCCUGCUGAAUCUCGCGGUGGCUGACCUCUUCAUGGUGUUCGGAGGAUUCACGACAACGAUGUACACCUCUAUGCAUGGCUACUUCGUCCUUGGACGCCUUGGCUGCAAUCUGGAAGGAUUCUUUGCUACCCAUGGUGGUCAGAUUGCCCUCUGGUCACUGGUUGUUCUGGCUAUUGAGAGGUGGGUGGUUGUCUGCAAGCCCUUCAGCAACUUCCGCUUUGGAGAGAACCACGCAAUCAUGGGCUUGGCCCUCACCUGGGUUAUGGCUAGCUCUUGUUCCGUGCCCCCUCUUGUUGGCUGGUCCCGUUACAUCCCUGAGGGCAUGCAGUGCUCAUGUGGAAUCGACUACUACACACGGGCAGAAGGUUUCAACAAUGAGUCCUUCGUUAUCUACAUGUUCACAUGCCACUUCCUCAUCCCACUGAUUGUGAUCUUCUUCUGCUAUGGCCGUCUGCUCUGCGCUGUCAAGGAGGCUGCUGCUGCUCAGCAGGAGUCUGAGACCACCCAGAGGGCUGAGAGGGAAGUCACCCGCAUGGUCAUUAUCAUGGUCGUUGCCUUCCUGGUAUGUUGGGUACCCUAUGCCAGUGUGGCUGUUUGGAUCUUCACAAAUCAGGGCGCUGAGUUUGGACCUGUCUUCAUGACCAUCCCGGCAUUCUUUGCCAAGAGUUCCUCCAUCUACAACCCAAUGAUCUACAUCUGCAUGAACAAGCAGUUCCGCCACUGCAUGAUCACCACCUUGUGCUGCGGAAAGAAUCCCUUCGAGGAGGAGGAGGGAGCAUCCUCUACUGCCUCCAAGACCGAGGCCUCCUCUGUCUCCUCCAGCUCUGUGUCUCCUGCAUAAAAGGGCCAUCAAACAGAGGCUCCAUGAUCCACUAUCCAAGAAGAAGACUUCUGCUCCCCCCGGGAAACGACUGAAGGCUAAUGUCUACAGAAAUAACUUCCUUUUUGUAUUUUUACAAAUGAGUUGGUUCAACCUAAAGACAGUUGCAGGAAAGGUCAGCCCAUUACAGAAUGGUUCCUGUAUGUACAGAAUAUCCAACGCAACAAUCUUUGAGAUUUUUCCUGAGAGGAAAGGGAAAUAAUGUUAAUCUUUUACAGUUGGAACCUAUAUGAUACUGGCUUAUUUUUGAAUGUAGAGGCAUGUAAUCAAGGCAACGUAAAAUAAAUCGCACUUUGCAAAUGAAUCAUCCUGUUUAUGUUUUACUUACAGUUUGGGUGGCAAAGUUCAAAUGAUUGUAGUAUAUUUAAUCAAAUGAAUAAAUGUGAAUGACCUAUUCAGAAUGCAUUUAUGUCUUGAGUCAAUUUCUACUUUAGAGCUAUU